AUGUGUCAUAUUACAGGCCCCACCCAUGGCUGGAGAAAAACUUGCAUGCCGAGGGAUUAUCUAACCUCUUCGAUUGGCAUGAUUGCUUCUGGGAACGAGUGUGAAACGAAUACGACGCAAACGAUUACUCCCGGAAACUAUUGCUUCUUUGCUACGCCAAAUUUGCAUACUUGCUAUGGUGCAACUGGAUCGACGGUGGCUUGUCAGGGAAAUACACUCCAUCGCGCCUUCAACAACUGGGCGGCGGUCUCUUCCGCCAAAUUUGAAGAAGUUUCCCCACACGAGGAGGCUGAUAUUGAGAUUGGAUUCGAAAAAGGGCGACAUGCGGAUUCUUUUCCAUUUGAUGGAACAGAUGGAAUUGUCGCGCAUGCGUUUUACCCUCGAGACGGCCGACUGCACUUUGACGCCGACGAAAAGUGGACUUUAAAUAGUGAUGAUGGGGUUAAUUUGUAUCAGACAGCCGUCCAUGAAAUUGGACACUUGUUGGGCUUGGAGCACUCGACGGACCCGAGAGCUGCAAUGUUUGCUGCCAAGAGGCCCUAUGACCCGGAUUUUGGACUUGCCGAUGAUGAUGUCAGGGCUAUAAGAACCCUCUUUCCGGUUAAUACAAAUAAUAAUAUUGCGGCGAAACAUUCGAGGAUUGUGGUCCCGCCACGACCCAUAUCAACUUAUGAAAUUAACUCGGAACUGGAGCACAUGCGAUUUGUGAAGUAUCCCCGGAUCCCAACCACUACCCCUUCAAGGAUAAAUUAUGAAUAUGAAUUCCAAACUACCACCAGAAAACCGGAAUGGCCUAUUAAAACCAGAAAACAAGAACUUCCAUUCAACUUUGACCCAAUUUUAUGGCCAGGGUAUUUUGAGGCCAAACGC
Molecule: messenger RNA, 870 nt
Organism: Mesorhabditis spiculigera
Lineage: Eukaryota; Metazoa; Nematoda; Chromadorea; Rhabditida; Rhabditidae
Source: the annotation of a GenBank genome assembly